UUUCUCCCCAGGAAAGAUGUCUGACGGUUUUUCGCUGUCCGAUGCCCUGUCGGGGUCCGGCAACCGGAACCCAAAUGCACAGCCUAAUCCCUGGGGAAACCAGCCGGGUGCUUUCCCAGGAUAUCCCGGAGCACCGGGGGGUGCAUACCCGGGAGCACCAGCAUAUCCUGGAGCACCCAGCGCCUAUCCUGGGGGUCCGGCUGCACCCGGCGCCUAUCCCGGCGAACUGGAAUUAAAACCUAAUGUAAAUCCAUCUGCGCUUGUCUUGCAGAAAGUUCCCUUCGAGUUACCUCUUCAUUCAGGGGUUGUGCCUCGCUUGUUGAUCACCAUUGUCGGGAAAGUGAAUUCAAGACCCAACAGGUUUCAAGUGGACCUCAUGAAAGGCAAUGACAUCGCCUUGCACUUUAACCCGCGGUUCAGCGAGGACAAUCGGAAGGUUAUCGUUUGCAACACCAAGAUUCAGAAUACUUGGGGGAAGGAGGACCGAACUGCACCCCGCUUCCCCUUUGAGGCUGGCAAAGAUUUCAAGAUCCAGGUUCUGUGCGACGGGGAUCAUUUCAAGAUAGCGGUCAACAAUGACCACCUCCUGCAGUACAACUACCGCAUCAAGGAGCUGAACCAGAUCAACAAGCUUUCCAUUGCUGGCGAUGUCACCCUCGAGAGUGUCACACCUACUAUGAUCUAAAGCAAAGCUUUUGACCUCUUUGCACUUGAAAAUCCCGUCUGUU
Pogona vitticeps (central bearded dragon) is the source of this 728-nucleotide messenger RNA. Lineage: Eukaryota; Metazoa; Chordata; Lepidosauria; Squamata; Agamidae. The record is from RefSeq and is a predicted model, not a curated record.